AUGACUUCUAAACUAUCCCCUAUACGGAAAAGUCACAUACGCAAUGAUACAAGUAACGCAAAACCUCGAACAGAGAAAAGAUCAUCAUCAAGACCUUUAUCUAGAGGGAAAAAAGAGAAACUUCGAUUUGGUAAUUAUAUCCUUGGAGCCACUCUAGGUGAAGGUGAAUUUGGGAAAGUCAAACUCGGUUGGUCCACAGCUUCUCCAACGGCAUCGCUUGAUUCAAAUUCGAAACAAAUCGCUAUCAAACUAAUAAGACGAGAUUAUGUUAAGAAAGGAUCAGAUAAAGAGAUUAAAAUUUAUCGUGAGAUUAAUGCUUUGAAACUUCUGACUCAUCCGAAUAUCGUCAGAUUGGAAGAAGUUUUACAAAACUCGAAAUAUAUUGGGAUUGUAUUGGAAUUUGCAUCAGGCGGGGAAUUUUAUAAAUAUUUACAAAGGAAAAGAAGGUUAAAGGAACCCCAUGCUUGUCAAUUGUUUGCACAAUUGAUAAGUGGUGUCACUUACAUGCAUUCAAAAGGAUUGGUGCAUCGAGAUCUCAAAUUAGAAAACCUCCUGUUGGAUAAAAAUGAAAAUUUGAUUAUAACUGAUUUUGGGUUUGUCAAUGAGUUUUUCGGUUCCAAUGAACUGAUGAAACGUUCUUGUGGUUCUCCAUGUUAUGCAGCUCCCGAAUUAGUUUUAAGUACAGAACCAUAUCGAGCAAGGAAGGUAGAUAUAUGGUCAUGUGGAAUAAUCUUAUAUGCAAUGCUAGCUGGGUAUUUACCUUGGGACGAUGAUUCCCAAAAUCCUAACGGUGAUGACAUAGGUAAGUUAUAUCAAUAUAUCACUAAAACUGCAUUAAAGUUUCCAGCAUAUAUCUCCCCUUUAGCAAGAGACCUUAUUAGGAAAAUACUUACAGCAAAUCCUAGUAGGCGAAUAAGUAUAUCAUAUAUCUGUAAACAUGAUUGGUUGAAACCACAUGCCUCAUUUCUAGCAGUAGAACCAAGGGAAUGGGACCGUAUGGUUAAGAAGAAAUCUAAUGCUUCAAGGGACACUUCCUCAUCCGAGAUGAAAUCAUCGUCAUUACGAUUGCACUCUAAAUCCUAUCGCCACAACACCAUCAUACUAGAACCUACGAUGGAACAUAGUCCAAGUCCUCCUCUAGAGACCCAAUCAUAUGUACUUAAGAACAUCAGGGCAUCGGACUUUGGAAAUACGUCAUCAAGUAUGAAUCAUGAGAGCACUUCACCUGCCACAAAGGCCUUACAUAAUGUAAUACCGUCUUCCACCGAUUCGCUAAAUUAUCUGACAGCUACGAGGAAACGUAACACUAGUGUUCAUAUACCAGAGAAUGCAGAUAUACACCCUUACAUAAAUACGGACGUUAAACAUAGUACGCCAACCAUCAGCCAUACACCUGUUGAAAAUGUCACUGUACAAGACGUGAACCCAUCGAUCGAUCCUAUAUUUCACAAGAGGCAGCAGAGACCUGUCACAUUUAUGACAAGUCACAAUGCAUAUCUUUCCAAUGGCAUAACAUCCCCAGUAUCAAAUAUCUCUGAGGUUACCAAUCCCAAACCAAAAGAAGCUGUUUCUGUCUCUUGUAAUGAUACAACAGAAAUUUCAUCUCAUCGAUCUGCUAUUAAUUCCAGAAUACUUGAAGAUGGAGAAAAAGAAAACUUAGUGUCAGAGAAACAAAUAUCAAUCCCAGAAGUAACAUUAAAUUCGGUAAAGGAUGUUGAGAAAAGAAAUAAUAGCAAUAUUGAGAAAGAAAAACUGGUAGUUCUUCUCCGAAAUAGAAAAAUCUCAACGCAACUUUCUGAUGGAGACCCAAAACGAGAAUCAACAAGUAAAAGAUUCAGUUUCUUUUCAUUAAUAAGUAAAAAUACAACUUCUGAUUCAACGGGAAAUACUCGUAAUCCCUCUUAUAGAUCUGCAUCACGACAAACAAACGCCACAGAAGUUUCUUCGCAACCUCUGAAAGGAAACCCUCGACGGAUUUCACAUAAGAGCUCUAUGUCAAAUUUAGCAAAUUUCAAUUCCCAGAACACAACGAGUCUUCGAGCUAGUAAAUUUAGAAAUAAUAGAGCAUCAGUAAUGGUAUCUUCAUUAGAAAACCCAAAUCCACGUGUUCCUAUUGAAAAAGCUGAUACCGAGACGAGUUUAUCUUCAAAAGUGAUCAAUUUCUUUAAAAGGAGAAGUAUGAGAAUUUGA
This is a messenger RNA of Naumovozyma dairenensis CBS 421, 2190 nucleotides long. It is a transcript of the gene KIN4, whose product is annotated as putative serine/threonine protein kinase KIN4. Gene Ontology annotation, molecular function: tau-protein kinase activity; ATP binding; protein serine/threonine kinase activity. Bases 1 to 2190 code for a protein of 729 amino acids. Gene Ontology annotation, biological process: protein phosphorylation; microtubule cytoskeleton organization; intracellular signal transduction. The transcript has a single exon. Gene Ontology annotation, cellular component: cytoplasm. The record is from RefSeq and is a predicted model, not a curated record. NCBI's taxonomy places the organism in Eukaryota, Fungi, Ascomycota, Saccharomycetes, Saccharomycetales, Saccharomycetaceae.